AAGAAGAGAUGCUGGAACUGCAGGAGGAUGACUUUAUUGAUGUGCCAGAUCAUGAGCAGAUGGAAGAUGAGACUUUUCCUCCUUUCCCACCUCCAGCCUCUCCAGAGAGAGAUGGUGAAGGGGCUGAACCUGAUGAAGAAUCAGGGAGAAGCGCUCCUGUUCCUGUGCCUCCAAAGAGAACCGUUAAAAGGAACAUACCCAAGCUGGACGCUCAGAGGUUGAUUUCUGAGAGAGGGCUUCCAGCAUUAAGACAUGUGUACGAAAAGGCAAAAUUCAAAGGGAAAGGCCAUGAGGCUGAAGACUUGAAGACUCUGAUCAGACACAUGGAGCACUGGGCACAUCGGCUGUUCCCGAAACUCCAAUUUGAGGAUUUUAUUGACAGAGUUGAAUACCUGGGAAAUAAAAAGGAAGUUCAGACAUGUUUAAAACGAAUUCGACUUGAUCUGCCCAUUGUGCAUGAAGAUUUCAUUAGCAGUAAUGAUGUAGAAGGAGAAAAUGAAAAUAAUGGCAAUGAGGUAGCUGUUACUGAAUUGGAUUCCUGUUUUACAAACUCAUCUGGAAGUGAGAAGUUUUCUUCAGAGUCAGGUGGAAGCAUAACAGAUGAGCAGCAACGAAGAAUUGAGAGAAAUAAACAACUGGCCUUGGAACGAAGGCAGGCAAAGCUGCUGAGUAAUAGUCAGUCCCUCGGAAAUGACUCAUUACUGACCACACCCUCAGCCCAGUCUGCUGAAGAGACAGGGGAGGGGCAGCAGGAGCUGCAGUCAAGUGGACUUCACGGAGAUGCUCUGGAUGAUCCCGAGGCUGACGUCACCACCGAUGCACACGAUGCGGGGGGUCACCUCACGUGAGCACCGCAGGGACAACGCUGUCCAGCCCUACGGAGCUCUGGGCAUUCUUUAAGCUUCGCAGGGCUCUGUAUUUUGUUUUCUGUUGGUGAAAAUCCUUAUGUAAUAGAAUUUUUGUUGAUACUCAUUUAAAAUACUUGUAUCUAGGUGCCAGAUCAGUAGUCCAGUGGGUAGGGCACCUGCCUUGCACACCACGGACCAGGGUUCAGUCCCCGCCAGGAAUGGUCCUGAGCGCAGAGCACAGUGGGUGCAGCCCACACACAACAGAAGACUGUAUAUAAAAGAGUUAACUUAUUCGCUUUAGAAAAGUCUGGUCUAUUUAUUGUUUGUCGAUGCUCAUAAAAAUGAUUAGUAGCUAGAUUAGCAGCUUCCAGUAUGCCAUUGAUUGCCUUAUUUGCAUUAACUUGGGUGGAGUUUUAAGAUGUAAUUUAUAGAGUAUUAAAGUCAAUUUAAAAUUUUUAAAAACUGUCUCAAGACUUUCUGAAAAUUAUUGCUACUUCUGCAAUUUACAUUUAUGUUAAAAUGUUUGAGGGGUUUACAUGUGUAUUUUGAGGAGUCAUUUUAC
Sorex fumeus (smoky shrew) is the source of this 1410-nucleotide messenger RNA. It is a transcript of the gene TIPIN, whose product is annotated as TIMELESS interacting protein. The record is from RefSeq and is a predicted model, not a curated record. NCBI's taxonomy places the organism in Eukaryota, Metazoa, Chordata, Mammalia, Eulipotyphla, Soricidae. Gene Ontology annotation, cellular component: nucleus; replication fork protection complex. The coding region runs from base 9 to 848 and encodes 279 amino acids. The transcript is spliced from 7 exons. Gene Ontology annotation, molecular function: DNA binding. Gene Ontology annotation, biological process: DNA replication checkpoint signaling; replication fork arrest; replication fork processing.